AUGAAGAAGGAUGAUACUACUCAGCUCGAGUCCGUUAGGUUGAUUGCUUGGCAGACCUUGGGGAAGUUCAACAUUGCUGGACUUUUUCAGAAGUACAAGGUGUGCACGCCUGUCUCUUGGUAUCUCACCGAGUCUAUGGCUGCUUUGUGCAAGAAUGCUGCUGUGAUUAUGAAGACUCGGAAGCGCCGCCCCAUCCCAUUUCAUUGCAUUCAGUUCGCAUUUUUUGUCGACUACAUCCCAGAACUAAAGUUUUUUGGUCUACAUCUGUGGUAUUCUGUUUUCCUUCUCACUUUCACCUGCAGGCAAGGCUUCAGCAACAAGAACACUUCGGCGGGUGCACUACCAAUUCUUCUUAACAAGUUGUGCGACAAAAAACGCGUCGAGAGUCCAGGCAAUAUUGACACGAUGUGA
Molecule: messenger RNA, 411 nt
Organism: Laccaria bicolor S238N-H82
Lineage: Eukaryota; Fungi; Basidiomycota; Agaricomycetes; Agaricales; Hydnangiaceae
Exons: 5
Coding region: 1-411 (136 amino acids)
Source: RefSeq, a predicted model, not a curated record